Molecule: messenger RNA, 3598 nt
Organism: Motacilla alba alba
Lineage: Eukaryota; Metazoa; Chordata; Aves; Passeriformes; Motacillidae
Gene: CHRNB3
Product: cholinergic receptor nicotinic beta 3 subunit
Exons: 6
Coding region: 755-2149 (464 amino acids)
Biological process (GO): monoatomic ion transmembrane transport; signal transduction; regulation of membrane potential
Cellular component (GO): synapse; neuron projection; postsynaptic membrane
Molecular function (GO): acetylcholine-gated monoatomic cation-selective channel activity; transmembrane signaling receptor activity
Source: RefSeq, a predicted model, not a curated record
GGUCAUCCUUUAAACACUGUGUGAGUAGCAGAAGAGGGUUGUGUCAGUUGCUGCCUUUGUGUUGCAACCACGGUCAGUUUGACAACUAGGUUUUAAUAACUGGUGGUGGGGCAAUUGCUGGCUAGAAAUUAACAAAAAAUCCUAAGCUUGACUUCUGGCUGCUAAGGAGAAUUAAGCGAGAAUUUCUGUCACCAAGAGAAAAACUGAAAUGCUUCAGGCAAACUGAUAAAAGGCUAAGUGUCUUGUCUGUACUUAUUGGGGUAUUUUGCACGUUUCUUUAGUAGACUUUCUGCCCCAGAACUCCUGUCCUGCACCCAUGGGGAGCUGCUACUUGGGCAGAUCACAAAGAGAGACAGGAAACUGGGGGAGGGGGGAGAUGGAGACAGUGCUUGAGGACUUGAAUGCAUGUUAACCUGCCAGGGAGCUCCCCAGUUUUUGCCUCUCAGUGCAUCAAAUGGUAGAUUCAGAGAUAUAGCUGGCCUAUGGCUGCUUCUCUUUUUUUUCAAAGGCAGUGCUACUUUGUUUAGUAUUUUCUCCAUGGGUUUAACUAGCUUAAAGUGGGGCUUGGUCAAAGGAACUGUUAGACUAUUUUCCCACAUGAUAUUUAUUAUUUCUCAUGAAUAACUUCUGCUUUUAAACUGUCUUUGUGGAAGUACUGAGGCUGUCUUACAAAGGCAGGAAUCUUCUUCCUUCUGACUUUCUUCCUUGUGGGACUCCUCAAGUCUUUUUCACUUUUUUGUGGCUUCCUCAGCAGAUGAGAUUCAACAUAUCCAGCCCGAAACCCAGCUUUACCACCUGUCUUCUAUACCCACUUGGAGCAUUAGAUGUGAAUGCCUUCAGUUCAGUUGCUGAAAAUGAGGAUGCGCUCCUCAAGCACUUAUUUGAAGGCUAUCAGAAAUGGGUCCGCCCCGUGGAAAACUCCAACGACACCAUCAAAGUCCUUUUUGGGUUAAAGAUAUCACAGCUUGUGGAUGUGGAUGAGAAGAAUCAGCUGAUGACAACCAACGUGUGGCUGAAACAGGAAUGGAUUGACCACAAACUCUCCUGGAAUCCUGAUGAAUAUGGUGGGAUCACUGCUAUCCGGGUCCCCUCUGAGUCUCUGUGGCUUCCCGACAUCGUUUUGUUUGAAAAUGCUGAUGGACGUUUUGAAGGAUCCCUGAUGACCAAAGCCAUAGUGAAGUACAAUGGAGUGGUGACCUGGACACCACCGGCCAGUUACAAGAGCUCCUGCACAAUGGAUGUGACCUUCUUCCCCUUCGACAGGCAGAACUGCUCCAUGAAGUUUGGGUCGUGGACAUAUGAUGGCAAUAUGGUGGACUUGAUUUUAGUGGAUGAAAAUGUAGACAGGAAAGACUUCUUUGAUAAUGGGGAGUGGGAGAUCUUAAACGCCAAAGGUAUGAAAGGCAACAGGAAGGAUGGGCUGUACUCUUACCCAUUUGUCACUUACUCCUUUGUGUUGAGGCGCCUUCCGUUGUUUUACACUCUUUUCUUAAUAAUCCCUUGCCUGGGAUUGUCUUUUCUAACUGUCCUGGUGUUUUACCUACCUUCAGAUGAAGGUGAAAAGCUUUCAUUGUCAACGUCAGUUCUAGUCUCCCUCACUGUUUUCCUUUUAGUGAUUGAGGAAAUAAUCCCUUCUUCUUCCAAAGUCAUCCCUCUGAUUGGUGAGUAUCUGCUCUUUAUCAUGAUUUUUGUGACCCUCUCUAUCAUUGUUACUGUGUUUGUUAUCAAUGUCCACCACCGAUCCUCAGCAACUUACCAUCCCAUGGCACCCUGGGUUAAAAGGCUCUUUCUCCAGAAGUUGCCUCGUCUGCUCUGCAUGAGGGCCCAUGUAGAUCGCUACUCGUUCUCAGAGACUGAAGAAAAGGGAACCACCUUGAAAUCAAAGUUUCUGGGGAAGCAAAAAUACAAGCAAGCAAAAGACGGAGAAAAAGUUGUUAUUGCCUUUCUGGAAAAGGCAGCUGACUCCAUUCGAUACAUUUCCAGGCACGUUAAAAAGGAGCAUUUCAUCAGACAGGUUGUACAAGACUGGAAGUUUGUAGCUCAAGUCCUGGAUCGGAUCUUCCUGUGGUUAUUUCUGGUGGUGUCAGUGACGGGUUCAGUUCUCAUCUUUACGCCUGCAUUACGGAUGUGGUUGAACAACACUUUGUAGAAAACACUCCCUCAGUAAUGCAACAAGUAUGGUGCCAAGGGAUGGUGGUGCCUUGGAGCUUGGUCUCUGCUGCACAAGAAGGGAAGCAGCAGCAAGAAUGAGGGAAAGUGAUGGUAACAGUGGGCAUUUAUUAGUGCUUUCAAUCUUAAUAAUAACUCUACCAGUUACAGAUUUUGCUGAAAUCAGAGAAGAGCUUGGUGCACAGCCAAGGCCUAAAGUGAACUGGGGUUGCACAACUGGGUUAUUAUUUUACUGUUAGCUUGGUUGUAUUACUAUAAAAGCCAAGAUUAUUAGUUAAAAUUGGAAAUAGAAGGUGUUGCAGAAUCAUUGUAAUUAAAAGGCAGAUCUGCCAGUUAAAAUGCUACAUUGUAAAAGAAGUUACAGUAGGAACACAAAUCUCUACUCAGUUUAUCUGUGUUUCCAAUUAAAAAACAGUGUCUACAGAUUGCUUUAUGCAUGUGUCAGAACUGGCAAUUGCAUAGCAUGUGCAUCAGAAAAAGUAUAAAUUCUUUUUAGAUGGGAUGCUCAAAACCUUGACUGUCUAGCCUCGCCUUGCUGUAGGAUCAGCUCGACAGGGGCAGAACCUACCGCUGCCCACCUGCUACCAGCCUUUAUGGCAUGUACACUUUGUCUCUUGCCUCAGCCAUCAGGAAGCUACAAGGUAUUGCCCACUUUUCAGUAUUAUUUGCAAUUUUGCUUGCUGCUCUGUAGCAUACCAGAAGGCUGACAAAGUGAGGAUUUUUCCCCAUGCUCCACAUUUAGGAACUAUUAUUCCUUCACCUGCUUGUUCAUCACUUAAGCGAAGGUGGUUGUGCUAUUCCAUAAGGCAACAGUGAUGUUCCUGAAAUGUUCAGCUGGAGGGAAGCUGCAGACAUUUCUUUUGGCAGAUGAAAGUUUUGGUUAUUGCAGGAAUCAGGUUUCUCUUGAGAGCUAUGGGGUGGGCUGGUCACCAGGAAGAUACAUUUUUAGAUCUUUCCUAGGCAAUUCAGAAUUUCACUCCUUUGAUUAAUUUAUUAUGGGAUACUUCUGCAUGAUUAGAAACAGCUCUUAAAAGUGUUAAAUAAGUGAGAUGUGACAGAAAACACCCAGGUGAAACUCUUGAACACAGGAAUGAAGCUGUCACUACUUUUGCUGGGGCAGUGUUUUCCAACAUGGCAUGCUUUAGAAAAUCCCAUUCAGAACUUGAAAAUAUUUUCAGGGUUAGCAGGGGAUUUGAAGAUACAAUUUUUGAAAAUCUAUAUAGGUGUUAAAGUUUUAGCUAGCCUUGAAACUGUCUCUCUAGAGAUGGAAGUUAGAAACUGUUAAAAAUACAUAGAGGUGUUCCUGUGCUUGGAUUGUGCAUGCACACCAGACCUCCAUGAGUUAAUGUAAUCCCAUCAUGUUGUGUCAAUGCAGAAACUUCUGUUCGAUUGUGCAAUUAUUAUUAAUAAAGAUGUAUUUAAUAAGUGA